GUGUGUGUGUAUGUGAGGUUAAAGGAGACAGAGAGGGAAGCUGUGGAGGAGAAGCUCAGCAGUGUCGCUCUGCCAGCCAGGCAGGACAGUGUGACAGAGGAGGAGAGGGGAGAAGGAAUUAGGCUCUGCUGCAAACAGGGGAUGCAGAGACGAGUUGAUGCUGCAGCACAUGACAGAGAAAAGGGAGGGUGAGGAAACCUGGGGAUGAUUCGUUGCUGGGAGCAGACCUGAGGACGAGGCCAAGAUCAAGCUCCCCGCUUUGGCCCAUGAUCUUCACCUUCACCAUCACUUUGGCUCCAUGCUUAUGGUGGAAAUCAGGAGCCGGGAUGGAGAGCACGAGAGGCAGAGACCAGACUAGCUGCCGCCCCCAACCUGUAAUCUACAGACGUACGACUGCACUAGCAUCAGCUGCUGGCUGAGCACCUCUGAUCACAUCUCAGCUGGGGGGCUUCAUGCCCUGGGACAGUCCUGGGAGAUAGAGGGAGGAGGUGGUGGUGGAUGAGGAGGAGGAGGAGCAGGCAGUGGGGAGGCUGGCUCAGAGAAGUGGUGGAGGGUGGUGGUUAAAGCUGCCUGCUGUAUUUUUGGAUGUGGGAUCUCCUGAAUUAAGCAAGCAAGCUGGAAUAAAGAUGUAGUGUGAGCUGGUGGAAGGAGGGGUACAGAACAAGGAGAGUGCUGUGCUGAGGAGAGGAGAGGGCUGGACGUCCCGGCUCAACGGACGGACCAGGCGGACGGAGAUCUGGGGGGAGUCCUAAGGGGGAGACCAACACGGAGGGUCCACUGGAUCAGGAAGUGGGACAUUUGGAGUUAUCUGCAUCCUGGAUCGUUUGUAAAAUGAUGACUUGGUGGGCCUGGACAUCUUUUCCAUCAAACAUGGAUCCUAAUCUGUAUCUGGAUGUAGACUUGAACCACAUCUAUACAGGUUAAGUGAAUGUGACCAGCAUCACUGCAGAAUCACUCUGGAUGUGUGGGUGAAUUAAAAAGCCACGGCAUCAGCACUGCGUUCCACCGCAUCAGAAAUGUGACUUUUUUCCAGAGGGACUGAAUCACACUGAAGAUUAUAAGAUGCCCUCUCGCUGCAGGAAUGCGCUGAACAUCGUGGUCACCACCCUUUUUGCUGCGGUGGUCCUCUUCACCAUCCUGCUGGCCUAUGUCACAGGCUACCAGUUCAUCCACACUGAGCAGCACCACCUCUCCUUCGGCCUCUAUGGUGCCUUCCUCUCCCUCCAUCUCUUCCUCCAGAGCCUCUUUGCCUUCCUGGAGCAUCGACAGAUGAGGAGCCCCUCCCGGCCCCAGCACCUCCGUCGCUCUGUGGCUCUCUGCAUUGCCGCCUUCCAAGAGGACCCAGACUACUUGAGGAAGUGCCUGCGCAGUGUCCGCCGAAUCUCCUUCCCUGGCCUGAAGGUGGUGCUGGUGGUGGAUGGGAACCGGCCUGAGGACCGCUACAUGGUGGACAUUUUCCAAGAGGUGAUGGGCGGGGCUGACCAGGCUGGCAGUAUGGUGUGGAAGGGAAACUACCACAGUGAUGGGAGCGGUGGAGGAGGAGUCGGAGGUGGAGGGAGGAGCACGGUGCACAUGGAGGAGGCAGCACGAGUGGCUCGGCUGGUCAGAGGCUGCCGCUACUCUUGCAUCAUGCAGGAGUGGGGAGGGAAAAGAGAAGUGAUGUACACUGCCUUUAAAGCACUGGGGGACAGUGUGGAUUAUGUGCAGGUGUGUGACUCAGACACAGUUCUUGACCCAGCAUGUACCAUAGAAAUGCUGAAGAUCCUCGAGGACGAUCCAAUGGUGGGAGGUGUUGGUGGAGACGUACAGAUCCUUAACAAGUAUGACUCAUGGAUCUCCUUCCUGAGCAGCGUACGCUACUGGAUGGCCUUCAACAUCGAGCGGGCCUGCCAGUCCUACUUUGGAUGUGUCCAGUGUAUCAGUGGCCCUCUGGGAAUGUACAGGAACUCUUUGCUUCAGCGCUUCUUGGAGCCCUGGUACCACCAAACCUUCCUAGGCUCCAAGUGCAGCUUUGGCGAUGACCGCCACCUCACCAAUCGGGUGCUCAGCUUCGGCUACAAGACAAAGUUCACAGCGCGAUCGCAGUGCCAGACUGAAACACCAACCCAGUACCUACGUUGGCUCAACCAGCAGACUCGAUGGAGCAAGUCUUACUUCCGCGAGUGGCUCUACAAUGCCCUGUGGUUCCACAAGCACAGCCUCUGGAUGACCUAUGAGUCAGUGGUCACCGGCUUCUUCCCUUUCUUCUUGGUUGCCACGGUCAUCCAUCUCUUCUAUCGUGGAAGGCUAUGGAACAUCCUUCUCUUCUUAUUGACAGUCCAACUGGUUGGAAUGGUGAAGGCCACCUACGCCUGUUUCCUGCGUGGCAGCCUAGUCAUGAUCUUUAUGUCCCUCUACUCCUUGCUCUACAUGUCCAGCUUGCUCCCUGCCAAAAUAUUUGCCCUGCUCACCAUCAACAAGGCCGGGUGGGGCACUUCAGGCCGCAGGAAGAUUGUGAUCAACUUCAUUGGUGCUGUGCCUGUCACAGUGUGGGCUAUGGUGCUGCUUGGAGGUGUGGCGUAUACAGUCUACUGUGAAACACAGGAGCCAUUUAGUGAGACAGAGAAAGUCUUGUUGAUAGCAGGGACGAUACUCUAUGCCUGCUACUGGCUCAUUCUGCUGGUGCUCUACCUGGCAAUCGUAGCCAAACGGUGCAACAAGAGGGAAGAGCAGUAUCACCUGCCAUAUGCAGAGGCAUAAACCUGCUACCAGAGAGACUGGUAGGACAUUCACACCAAAUUUCACUGCAGUAUGACUCCAGCAACGUCUCUGCUGCUGUGAACUGCUCAAAUGAUGAGCUGUGAACCAUGAACGCGCUCACAUCUUCAUCAUUGGUGCUAAAAAGGUGUGAAUCUCAAAUUUGAGCAGCAGGAAUCUAGUCCAGUCCAGGGAGACUCAGUGAUGACUGGAUCCACAGAGCUCUCCCAUUCAUAUCAUGCUCAAUGGUGCUUCACAUUGAAAAACCAAACAUAAGGGAACUGAUCCAGUUUAUAAGGUGUUCAUACACUAUAUGUAAUAGUGACAUGCUCAGAAGAACAUUACGUAGUUUAGCUGUAAAGCUGUGACAAAGGGGUGCAGAGUGUUUUUUUCAUGUCCUCAGUAAAAAAAGUGAUGGAACUACACUUUUAUAAUAAGCAACAAAUACAUAAAAUAGCAAAGAAAUUCUUUUUAGUCCAAGCACCUCUAUUUAAGAUAAGAAGAGGCAACCUCAGAUUUAGACAUUGGAGUCUAUCAUUAAGGUGUUCAGACAGAAUGCAAAGCAAAUGUUAGAAGUGGUACAAUUGCCUACAGAGUCAAUUGGAAGAGCUGACUGGGUAUGAAUAGAUGCAAGUUGAAAAUGUGUCAACUUGAGCAUAAAAAUAUGCAUUGAUCUCUGCGCUUUAUGAAUCUACUUUAUAAAAGCAGCAGGACAAGAGAGUAAAGGAGAGAGACUGAUGGGAAAAACUGAAAGAUAUUGGUGAAUUUAGAGAGAUUCGUCAAAGGUGACACACACACACACACACACACACACACACACACACACUGUGCAUGCUGAGUUCCUGGCCAGCUACAGUUUGUACAGGUGGUACAUUAACUGUUUGUGAACAAUAAAUAAGGACUGUUUUUACAGGUUUAGCAGCCAAAUUCAUGUGAAAAAUUGGUUUGUGUUCUGUCUCAACACAACAUAUAGUAUAGGUUAGAAUUUCUACAAGUCUUGAUACAAUACUCACAUGCCAUAUUUACUUUCAAGAGCUUGCUGUAAUCAUUCCUUGACAUGCUGGCAAAGAAGUGAUGUCUUUUAAAAAUGUGUCCUUUAAAAUUCCAUAAUGAGCGGCAAAAGUAAUACAUUACAUUACUUGUUACAUUACUUUCAUUUCUCAGCCCAGCCCUAAAUCCUUUACACCCAUACUUUGCAUUUUACUUUAUGUAUUUUAAACAUGUAGGAAUAGAAAGUGAGACAUUGUGGUGGACUAUAAAAAAAUAUAGACGUAGCUCACCCAUUGGUUUGUGGACUCCUGUUCUGAAGUCGUGAGUUUGGCAUUUCAUCUGUUGCUAUCUUGUUUUUUUUGGCGCCAAAAGUGACCAUAUUUGGGCGAAGGGCUGGCACUGUGGGGGAGCAAGGAGUGGAUCUGAAUGAGAAACCAGAGCAUUAUUGGCAGAGAGCCUGUCCCUCAAAGCUGCCCACUCUUAUUUAUGGGCAACUUUAAGCCUAAUAAAAUGUAAACAGGUUUGUUAUAUACAAAUUCAGCCCCUGUACAGUUGUCAUGAGUGGGGACAUUAACUACAGAGACCAAAAGUGUUUUUUGUGCCAGGCUGUAAACAUGUUUAUUUUUUCUAGGGACCAUUCAGAGAACUGCAGUUUUUGGCACUUCCAUGUUGGCUUCAUUUUUCAGCCCUGCAGGUUGCCGUUUGGGUUUGCAAACAGCCCAACAACUUUGGGGGAUUUAAUGGCUUCGCCUCCAGCCUGGUCUAAUUCCCAGGACAUCAAAAUAUGCCACUUGGGCAGUGUUAGCGUCUGUAUGUGAUGCACUGAGUUUUAACCAACUCCAAUGUACACCCUUCCGUGACAUUAUUAGACUUUCAGAGCAAUGGACGUAAUAUAAAGGGUGCAGAUGUCUGCUUAGGGCGGGUAGGAGAGGAGGUGGCUGGGUCCAACAAACACAGGACUUUCACCCAGGAGACCAGAGUUUGUGUCCCAUGUGAAACUAAAAGGCAACGUUAAGUUGUUUUGUCACAUCUGUUGUUAGUCUCAUGAGAGUCAUCAUCAGUUGACUCACAUGACUAAUGUCAACCAUGUUUUUUCCUAACCCGAAACAAGAAGUUUUGUUGCCUAAACCCCUUCUUGGUCACAUGAGUUGACUCAUAUGACUUACUGCCGACCCCUUCUGCCUCAGAUACAAUGCAAAAGGCUGCCCACUGGCAUAAUUAUACUGAUGGGAGGGGCUUCUGCUCAAGUGUCAAAACAUGAGAUCAUGUUUUAGCCUUGGUCACUGUUCACAGCCUCCUAGAGGCCCCAAUCUUAGCUAUACAGUUCUCACAUGCUGAAACUUUAUUUGUGUUGCCUGAACUUUGGCUUACCAACAUUCCUUAUCUACCUGUUGCAAGCCAGCUAAGAGGGCACAUGUAAUGUUGUGUUUGCACCAGGCGCAAAUAAACAAUUCACACAAGUGUAUUACAUGUAAAAUCAAUGUAAAGACGCAAUUAGAUGCCAAUUCUCGGCAGGCGGUGCAAUGGAUGUGACACGAAAUAGGCGAAUUAAGUGGUGUGAAUGAAGCGAGUAGCGUGUUUUUGUAUCAUACGCUUAUGCAAAAGAGUUGAAAAAUCGGAACUUUAUUGACCGAUUAGUGCUGCGAUAGCCUAUCAGCAUUGGGAUCCUGGGACAUAUGACACUGAGGACAUGCCAGUGGAAGUUCUUCAAUUGAUUCAGCGAUUUUACGCAUGUAUGAAGCGAGUCAACACAGCAUUCAACUCAUGCGAGUAACACAGUGUGAAAAUUCGCAUAGCAUUUGGUAUGAACACAACAGAAAAGAUACAACUUGGGAAUAACUGGAAGCCACAUUUCUUGUUACCAGAAGUCGCAUUUCUCUUCAGGUAGAGGCUAACUGCCUCCCUCACCCACAGUCGCAACACUUUGUCACUUCUAACUCGACAAAUACUGACAUUUGUUCAGUGGCCCUAGUUGUCAAACUAUAAGGUACCCCUGCAGCAUCAGUUUUGGACACUCAGGGACGGUGUGUCAGUUUACUUGUGCAUGCUUGUUACAUGUAGUGUCUUUUCAAAAUAAACUUCCAUUUUUACAGAAGAUGUAUAGUUUCCACUUGUUAAAUGCACACAGUCUCUUUUCAAAAUAAACUUCCAAUGUUGGUUUACUUCCUUAGGUUUAGGCAACAAAAGUAUGUGGCUAGGUUUAGCAAAAGACAUCAGUGUUCGGCUUAAAAUAAGUACAUUGUUGCUAACAUAACGUAACAUAAAGUGGCAUACACCACUAGUGUACUAUGCUACGUUUUUAUUAACAAAACUUGGUUGACAGUUUAUUUCACGUGGGACACUAACAGCAGUCUUCUGGGUGAAGGUCGGGAGUUUGUUUCACCCAUCCACCUCUCCUGCCGCUCUCCCAAUGCAUAUUUUCUAAGUCUUUAUAUUAUGGAGAAGUUGCUCGGAGCGUUAGAAAAUGAUGCCACCUGUAGCGUCUCAUACUGACGUUAAGAGUGGCUCAGUGCAUUGUGUCUGAUGCCAAGGGCCAUUGACACUGUGCCAAUCUAGCAAGUCUAUGGUCUGUCUCCUAACAAAAUACUACAGAGAACAAACUGAUAUUAACCCUCCAUCAAACUCCUACUAAGACAGUGAGCACGCUGAAUCCAAAAGGCUGAAGGCUUAUUUUUGGUUCCAAAGGUACCAUACCGAAAGUGUUUGGGGGAAAUAGGGCUUAAGAAAAGCGUUUCUGCCAAAAAAUGAAUAUGAAGCUUCAGCAUAUUGAGGGUAUUUUCCUUUAUGAAAUUCCCUCUUUGUUUCAGUUUUGUGAACAAUAGCUAAGUGAUACUUCUGGGGAUACUUUCUCUCUACUUUCUGGGGAUCUCUCACAGUGUAUUCACGUUAGGAAGAUAUUACUACACAGCCAGUAUGGACAGGAGGAAUGAUUACUGUGACCUAAAACAAUAUGCAUAUGGGUAAUACACUUCUUGUAACUGGAUGUAAUGGUGUGGAUGUCUUCAGGACAGUGACUGAGACAGUUUGUGUGUUUAUUCCUCAGCUCUGAGACCAGCCCUCAUUUACUCUCAUCAGCCAUGAACAGCACAAUCAUCUGCUCUGCAGUGUUUGGUGAAACAGCUGCGUUUUACCAGAACAGACAAUCUAAUGUUUCUGAACAUGUGACAUGCAGAUUUUUUUUUUUUUUUUUGGUGUUUGCUGUUUUGAUGCAUUGUCAAAUGAGUAAUUUAUUGUUGUACAUUGUGGUCCAACUCUCAGUUUACAGUCACCAGUGGGUCGUAGUUUCAUUCAGUGUUUCAGAGGUUUUUUUAUAUGGUCACUUUUAUACAUUGUAAAGGCGUCAAAUUGUGUAAUAGUAAAGUUUUACUACAGGACACUAUUCUCUUAACUUUGGACGUGUGUCCUUUUACACUAGAUGUAGACUUUGUUGUUUCAUUCCAUCAACAGUGUAAAGACUGAAGACCAAAGACAUUUUUUUCUGAAAUGAGAGCUUUGCUUUCACUGUUUUUCUUUUCUUUUUAAAUUUUUCAUAAUUCCGAUCAAACAGAUUUAGUUUUAAAAGGUAUGUUUCAGAAUCAAAACACCAAGUCCAUUUGUGAAGUGUGAGCACCAUCAGCAUAUCUGUGCCUACACUGACAGAUGCCUUUUUUCUUCCAGCAGUGGAUAUUUCCUCUUUGUGCCAUUUAAGUUAUGUUCAUAUUGUUUUAUUUUGGGCAGGCUGCAUAAGUUUAAACUUGAAAGUUAAUAAAAGGACACAUACAUGAAAAGGAAAUUGUGUUAAUAAGCUUGGUUCGCCUUUCUGACAGUCAGCAGGCGGUGUGAGAGGUCUUAUUUCUGGUCAUCACAAGAUACUGGAAUUUUCCUAAGUCAUUAAAAAUGCUUCCUGUUUUUGACACAAUCCUCCCAUUUAUUCCAAAUAGAGAAUGUCUUCAUGGUUUGACUGCACUGACAUUUUCCCCAUGCUAUUUUUCUCACUGUAUUGUAUAUUCACCUAAAAAAAAGAAAUACA
Messenger RNA from Epinephelus moara (kelp grouper), 7735 nucleotides. It is a transcript of the gene has3, whose product is annotated as hyaluronan synthase 3. The coding region runs from base 1063 to 2739 and encodes 558 amino acids. The transcript has 6 exons. Lineage: Eukaryota; Metazoa; Chordata; Actinopteri; Perciformes; Serranidae. Gene Ontology annotation, molecular function: hyaluronan synthase activity. Gene Ontology annotation, biological process: extracellular matrix assembly; hyaluronan biosynthetic process. The record is from RefSeq and is a predicted model, not a curated record.